AUUGAUGCCACUUCAAACACUUACGUGUUACAUAAGAACCUCAACUUGCUAAAAUUAUGUGAAUUAUGUCCGUUUUAAAAGCUUUGGAGAAUGAAGACAAUGCUAAAGCCCAGGUGCGGUCCAUUCUUGGACCGACAAAAGACGCAGAAUUCCUACAAAGUUUUGUUCGAGUAGGUAUUGGGGAUGAUGACGACGAUCUACCGAUCCAGAAAGCAUCCAUUAGCAAAAGAGCUCCUCCGUCUGCAGAAAAGGCUGAUUCUUUUGUCGAAGAUGAAAAAUUCUCUACAUCAGCUAGAAAGGAAUCUGUUAAGCCUGAAAAAAGAAGAUUCAGACGUAAGCCAAAGCGUGAAAGGCGACGUCGCGAGGAAGAAUUAUAUACGGACAAAGACAGGGCGGCGGCCGUUGUGAUGGGAUCUAAGGAUAUCAAGCUUUCCCUUAAUAUGAAAGAUAAAGCCGAAAGGAGUAAUGCUCUGCAAAUACCGGCUGAAGCUGACUCCGGUACUUUGCUAGCACUAGCGCGUGCAGAGAUGAUGAGAGAACGAUAUCGAACUGCUUUGACCUUCGUAGAUAAGGCGAUCGAGUUGGCACCAGAAGAGAAGGCUGCUUUUGUCGCUCGUAGCAAGUGCUACUUACUUCUUGGCGAACCGCGCAAAUCACUUCUCGACGCGGAAACUGCUUUGAAACUCGAUCCGAAACACGCAAAGGCUUUGCUUCAGAAAGCUGAAGCAUUGUACUAUUGCGGUGAGUUUGAGAUGAGUUUGGUACAUUAUCAUCGGGGGUUGCGCGCGCGACCAGAUUUGAACGACUUUAGGCUUGGGGUUCAAAAAGCCCAGGAGGCUAUCGAAAAUACCAUCGGUGCAGUCAAACCAGUAAAGAAAACCGCCAAAAAAACCGCUUCGAAGUCAUCGAGGCCAGUUUUGGGACAGCUGAUGUCAGAUAAGAUCUACCUUGAAAACUUGCUCAAGAACCCUGACUUGGCGAUAGCGGAUAAAAAGAAUAACAUCGUCAUGAAGCAAGCUGAGGAGGCAAUACGAUUUUUGGAGAACAGAGAAGAGUUUUGGAGGCAACAACAAACGGCGAAACGACACUAAAGCAUGAAAUUAAUUUUCAAUGUAUUCCAAUAUUAUUGUUAACUUCGAUUUGGUGUAAGA
Molecule: messenger RNA, 1151 nt
Organism: Vanessa tameamea
Lineage: Eukaryota; Metazoa; Arthropoda; Insecta; Lepidoptera; Nymphalidae
Product: outer dynein arm-docking complex subunit 4-like
Exons: 3
Coding region: 66-1091 (341 amino acids)
Cellular component (GO): cytoplasm
Molecular function (GO): protein binding
Source: RefSeq, a predicted model, not a curated record